AUGGCCGCUUUUAUCCCGACCAAGGCGACGGCGAGGUUAGCGACCCUGUCGCUGUUUUGUGGUCUGGGUUCAUUUUUAUGGGGUUAUAAUAUUGGUAUUCUGGCAACGAUCUUUGUCAACCCGGGAUUUAUCAAGGCUCUCCACAGCGUCAAGCCCGCUUCAAAGUGGGCAUCUCAAAAAGGUCUCAUCACAGCCAUUUAUUACCUAGGAACUUGGAUAGGCUAUGUCUUCCUCUCAGGACCACUUGCCGAUCGUGUGGGACGACGAUACUCGGCUUUCACAGGCGCUGUCGUGACCUGCGUUGGUGCAGCGGUAAUGACUGGUGCUCAUGGCAAGGAUGCUUAUGCUAUGAUGAUUAUUGGAAGGAUUAUUUCUGGACUUGGAAAUGCUUUGAUUUCAACAGCUGUUCCGCUGUACCAGAGUGAAAUUGCUCCAGCAAAGAAGCGAGGUGGUCUUGUGGUCAUGAAUCACAUUGGAAUGGUAACUGGUUUGGCUGCUGCGUUUUGGGCCGGCUAUGCUUAUUCUCACUGGACUUCCAAACUUGGUAAUUAUGAGGGAUGGAGAGAAUCCGUUGCGCUUCAAUUCAUCCCAGCUUUAAUCUUCAUUGUCGGAUUACCAUUCUUACCAGAAACACCCCGCUGGUUACUAGAAAAAGGACACACCGACGCCGCCUACAAAUCUCUAACCUAUCUUCGAGCCGCUGAAAACAACCCAGCCGCAAUCGAAGAAGAGUUCACCGAGAUCAAAGACAGUAUCGAAACCAACAAAUUAGUCAAGGAAGUAGCAUGGUACGAGCUCUUCACAGAUCCAUUCCUAUUUGGUCGUCUCUGGAAGGGAGCUCUGCUUCAAUUCAUGGCUCAGAUGUGUGGUGCUACGGCUAUCAAGUAUUACCUGCCUACGGUAUUCAUUGCUCUGGGUCUGUCCAAGGAUUUGAGUUUGAUGGCUAGUGGUAUUGAAAGCACGUUGAAGAUUGGGUUGACGAUUAUGGAAAUGUUCAUCAUUGAUAAGAUUGGACGGAGGAACUCGUUACUCAUUGGUGCCGUUGUCAUGGCUGUUGCUAUGGUGGUCAACGGCGCCUUACCUCUCGCGUACCCACAUAACUCAAACCACGCUUCAGAUUACGCUUGUAUCGUAUUCAUAUUUUUUUUCUCCUUCGGAUAUUCCGUCGGCUUCGGCCCCAACGCCUGGGUCUACGGAACUGAGAUCUUCCCCACCCAAAUCCGCGCCAAGGGAAUCAGUAUCUGCGCCAGCGCCGGUGCCAUCGGCUCCAUUGUCGUAGGCCAAUUCUUCCCAGUGGCUAUCAACAACAUUGGCUCAAAGACAUACUUUAUCUUCUUCGCCAUCAACGUGGCAUGUGUAGUGAUCCUAGCAACACUCUACCCCGAAACCAAAGGCAAGACGCUCGAGGAAAUGGACACGAUAUUCGGCAAGUCGAACUUGGAGGACCACGAGACGCACGACCAUGAGCAUGAGCAUGUUGCGGAUGAGGAGCAGGUUGUGCAUCAGGGGAAGCUGUGA
Mollisia scopiformis is the source of this 1518-nucleotide messenger RNA. Its product is annotated as general substrate transporter. Gene Ontology annotation, biological process: transmembrane transport; carbohydrate transport. The transcript is spliced from 8 exons. Gene Ontology annotation, molecular function: carbohydrate:proton symporter activity. The record is from RefSeq and is a predicted model, not a curated record. Gene Ontology annotation, cellular component: membrane. Bases 1 to 1518 code for a protein of 505 amino acids. Lineage: Eukaryota; Fungi; Ascomycota; Leotiomycetes; Helotiales; Mollisiaceae.